UUUGCGCAAGGAUGCGAUGGCGACGGCGGACGCUCCCUCCAGCGGCCGGGAGCGCGUCCAGGUCGUCGUGCGCUGCCGCCCGAUGUCUCACAGAGAGCUUGUCGCCCGGCGCCGGAGCUGCGUCAAGGUUUUCACGCGGCAGCACAGGAUCGAGGUGCGUGGACCUGGGCGACGAGGUCCGAUCGACACUGGGGUCAGAGUUUUCGAGUUUGAUCGAGUUUGCGACUCCAAGUGUUCCCAGGAGCAGCUCUACCAAGAGGUAGCUCAUCCGGUUGUGGAGAGUGUGAUGCACGGCUACAAUGGUACCGUACUUGCAUACGGGCAAACCGCGUCUGGGAAGACUUACACAAUGGAAGGCUUUGACGAUCAGCCUGGUAUGGUAACGACAUGAGUACCGGGGGAUAAUUCCCUCUGCGUUCCAGGAUAUCUUUUCUUACAUCGCUAGGAACCAAAGCUCAACCCGGUUUCUCGUCCG
Messenger RNA from Selaginella moellendorffii, 475 nucleotides. RefSeq names its product kinesin-II 85 kDa subunit-like. Gene Ontology annotation, biological process: microtubule-based movement. The record is from RefSeq and is a predicted model, not a curated record. The transcript has 3 exons. Gene Ontology annotation, molecular function: microtubule binding; ATP binding; microtubule motor activity. Lineage: Eukaryota; Viridiplantae; Streptophyta; Lycopodiopsida; Selaginellales; Selaginellaceae. Bases 17 to 391 code for a protein of 124 amino acids.